GGUUUGUUGCUCGCUUUCUAGAUUUUUGAGUUAAAUGUUGAGUUCAUUAUUUUUCAAUUUUGCUUUCUAAUAAAUCUAUUAGUAGUGGUGUGUAGUUACCAAAGGUGCCAAGAGAACACUCAUUUGAGUGUAUAGGUUCUAGUUUAUUUGUUUUGGAAAGUAAAAUCAUUUUUUGUUCCUAUGUAUCCUCACCUUGUCAUAAUAUAAAUUAAAGACACUGCCUAAAUUGUUUAUAGGAAAAAAUAGAUAUAUCACAGAGUCUAAAAUGUCUGGAAAUAUAAGGGAAAUAAUGUACUUAUUGUACUUGUUUCUUUUAGGUGAACAAUUGGACUAAUUGUUCUAAGUUUAGAGGUAACUCACCCAAAAAAGAUGUCCGGAGUUUGAAGGAAAAAUAUUGAUCAUAUUAUUUGAAAAUAGAAUAUUUUGUUUUGAAAUGUGUUUCCCAGCUUUUCAUGAAGCUUGUUACUUAACACUUACGAGCUAACACACAUGUACUCAUUUAUACAAUAGUACUCUGCAUUGAUUGGGGAAUGGAGACUUAGCAAAAUUCAGUUUUACAAAGAAAUUGUUCCCAUCACUUCUUUAUUAAAUUAAAGCAAGCAUUUUAACAUGUUGAGCAUGCUCCACUUAAGUAAGCUUUCCGUAACUCAUCUGGAAGGUAUUGGAAGUAUAAAAAUAGACUAAAUAUUCAAAAUUUCCAUCCUAGGAGUUUCCUGCUUUUGCCUACAUCUCAAUUGUCAGUCCAGGUCCUCGCUCCUGCUCCACUAGGGCUGUGCUAAGACAGUGAAUGCAUUUUACACCGUAAAAUUGAAGCUGCCAGAUUAGCCAGGCUUUGACCUCUGCCUGUGCUGAAAUAGCUCAUUUUUGUACUUCUGUCGAAUGGGAAAAGUGAAAGUCAGAGCCUGUAUAAAGACCCAGAAGCCAGGAUGACAAACAUGUGGGGUUUAGAAAGGGUUCAUAGGUUCCUUUUCAAGGAAUCCCAGCCUUACAGCAUCCACUGGUUCUCUGCUGGCUGGCUUUGUUCAGCUUUGUUCAUUUGGGAGAACCACAUUGUGGAAUCCCACCUCUCUUGGUUUAUAGAGAUAUAUGGAAUCUGAUGGUUACAGAGCACUUUUACCCACUUUCUAUCAUUUUAGUACUUUAUUUCUUCAAACAGUCCUUAAAACAAAGAUGUUUUAGAUGGAGGUGAGUUUCUGAAAACUAUGACUUUAAUUCCUUGUAUUUGGUGGCAGAUGUCCUCCUGCCUGGCACUUCUGCAUGGAGGCCCAAGCCAUCCAUCCAUUCAUUCAUCCAUUCAUUCAUUCAUUCAUUCAUUCAGUUAUUCACCUACUCUGUGGGGCUUGGUGUGCAGCCUCACACAGCAGUGAAGGAAGAUGUGGUGUUUGUCCCUAAAUACACUUGGGAGACAAAUGAGAAGCAAAUUCUUUCACAAAUAACAAAUUGCAGCUGUGACCAGAGCUAUGGAGAAGUAGUAAAGGAUGUUAUGGGAAUGUUGGACAGGAAAGCCUGGUCUAGUCUGGGAGGGUCAAGGAAAGCUUUCCAGGGGUAAUGACUUACUACUGAGAUGGAAAGGUAAGAUGAACAGAACUGCUAAAAGACAGAAGCCAAGUGCAGCUUUAGAGCUGAAAGGAACCAGAGAUACCAUCUAGUGAUGUCCAAUCCUUAUAUUCCCCAAAUGAGAAAACCGAGGCCCAGGGAGGUAAGGGACAUGCCUAACUCAGGUUACACAGCCUGUUAGCCCCAGGGCUAGGUAGCAAACCCGGCUAAAUUGAGAUGCAUAUGGUAAGAAGAAGGGACUUAGGAAUGGGGGAAACCCGGAAGGUUUUUAAUUUAGUGCUUACUCCAUUUCAGCUGCAGACCUAUUUCAUCAGGUGGGAGAGGCGAUUAAAGAUGACUCAACUCUGCCCCAUCCUAGAGGAACUCAGGUUGCUAUGUCAGAGCAUAGUUUUUAUUUAGGGUGGGGAGGGAGGUACCAAACACAGGUAAACCAAAAACAGUAAAUGUGGAGUUUGAUUAGGAAACCAGCCCCUGUUCUGCAGUGGUCUGGCUGUGUGAUUUAGGAUUAGUCACUUAACCUCUCUGAAUUGCCAUUCACAGUUCAUACUUCAGUGUCUUUUCUUCUGCAUUUUAGGAACUUGUUAGAAAUCAGUUGUACUCUACAUUUCACCUUCAUCUUUAAAAACUAAAGUCUCUUGCUUGGGUAAAGGAUUGCUUAAGCCCCCUUUUAAAGAGCAGUUUGCCAGCCUGUGCUUGCCCAAAAGUCCAGAGAAUAACUGCAUCAAGCAAGCCUAGCUCCAGAAUCUUCAAUAGUCGUUUAGCAACUGAGCAUAUUUCUAUAAACCAAUAAAGGUUUUUAUAUUUUGUUCAUCUGUUACCCUUAUGCUGUUGCCACUUUCACAUUCAGUGUGUGUAGGCGGAGAGAAUGAGAUAACAGCAUUUCACAAAUGAAAGUGAUUUGAAAUGGGCCGCUUUUCCUUUAAGGCAGUUUCAUCCCCAGCUCCCUCCCCUUUCCUGAUUGACAAACCUACCCGAAGUCACAUGAUCCGCCUCUAUUUGAAGGUCACAAAAAGCUGCUUCCUUUAGAGACAGAGGGGGAGAGAGAGAGCAAGAGGGAGAGUGAGUGAGAGAGUUAGUUCAAGCCAAAAUGGCCGACAGAGUCUCUGCUGGUUUCUGAAUAUUUAAAAUACAAAAAAACAGAUAGACAAAAAGAAAUCAUUUUUGGACCUUUUUUCAUUUCCAUUUCUACCUUGUAUGCCUCAAUUUGCUGGAUUUAAGCACUGCUGCACUUUAUGAGAGAGAAGGAGCAAGAAAGGGAAGAACAGUUAAUGGAAGACAAGAAAAGGAAGAAAGAGGAUAAAAAGAAAAAAGAAGCCACUCAGAAGGUCACGGAACAAAAAACCAAAGUGCCCGAAGUGACGAAACCAAGUUUAAGCCAACCAUCGGCCGCCAGCCCAAUUGGCAGCUCUCCAUCGCCACCAGUCAAUGGUGGCAACAAUGCCAAAAGGGUGGCAGUGCCGAACGGACAACCGCCAAGCGCCGCCCGCUACAUGCCUCGGGAGGUGCCGCCGCGAUUCCGUUGCCAGCAGGACCACAAAGUGUUACUAAAGCGUGGGCAGCCCCCUCCGCCGUCCUGCAUGCUCCUCGGGGGUGGGGCAGGGCCUCCUCCCUCCACAGCACCUGGAGCAAACCCCAACAACGCACAAGUGACAGGAACGCUGCUGCCGAGUGAGAGUGGGACUGCACCAGAGUCAACCCUUGGAGGUGCUGCUGCUUCAAAUUAUGCAAAUUCCACUUGGGGCCCGGGAGCCUCCUCCAACAACGGCACCUCCCCCAACCCAAGUCACAUCUGGGACAAGGUGAUUGUAGACGGGUCUGACAUGGAAGAGUGGCCUUGUAUUGCCAGCAAAGACACUGAGUCUUCUUCCGAAAACGCCACCGAUAAUAACAGUGCCUCGAACCCUGGCUCUGAGAAGAGCACUCUGCCAGGAAGCACCACUAGUAACAAAGGAAAAGGGAGCCAGUGCCAGUCUGCAAGUUCUGGAAACGAAUGUAAUCUUGGGGUCUGGAAGUCUGACCCUAAGGCUAAAUCUGUUCAAUCUUCCAACUCUACUACAGAGAGCAACAAUGGACUAGGAAAUUGGAGGAAUGUGAGUGGUCAGGAUAGAAUUGGACCUGGCUCUGGCUUCAGCAAUUUUAACCCAAAUAGCAACCCAUCUGCCUGGCCAGCUCUGGUCCAAGAAGGAAAUUCUAGGAAAGGGGCACUGGAAACAGACACUAGUAAUUCCAGUGCACAGGUGAGCACAGUAGGUCAGGCAUCCAGGGAACAGCAGUCAAAGAUGGAAAAUGCGGGUGUUAAUUUUGUUGUCUCUGGCAGAGACCAGGCUCAAAUUCAUAACACUGAUGGACCAAAAAAUGGAAACACUAACUCCUUGAACUUAAGUUCACCAAACCCCAUGGAGAAUAAGGGAAUGCCUUUUGGAAUGGGCUUGGGGAACGCCUCCAGGAGCACUGAUGCCCCUUCACAAAGCACUGGAGAUCGAAAGACUGGGAGUGUUGGAUCUUGGGGUGCAGCUAGGGGGCCUUCUGGAACUGACACAGCCUCUGGACAAAGCAAUUCUGGAAAUAAUGGGAACAAUGGAAAAGACAGAGAGGACUCCUGGAAAGGAGCUUCUGUUCAGAAGUCAACUGGGUCGAAAAAUGACUCUUGGGACAACAAUAACAGGUCUACGGGUGGGUCCUGGAACUUUGGCCCUCAGGACUCUAAUGACAACAAAUGGGGUGAAGGGAACAAAAUGACAUCUGGGGUCUCUCAGGGAGAAUGGAAACAGCCGACUGGGUCUGAUGAGUUGAAAAUUGGAGAAUGGAGUGGUCCAAACCAACCAAAUUCUAGCACUGGAGCAUGGGACAAUCAAAAGGGCCACCCCCUCCCUGAAAACCAAGGCAAUGCCCAGGCUCCCUGUUGGGGAAGAUCUUCCAGCUCCACAGGAAGUGAAGUUGGAGGUCAAAGCACUGGAAGCAACCACAAAGCAGGAAGUAGUGACAGUCAUAGUUCUGGCCGUCGGUCGUACAGGCCCACACAUCCUGAUUGUCAGGCUGUCCUGCAGACUCUUUUGAGCCGAACUGAUUUGGACCCCAGGGUGCUCUCAAACACUGGCUGGGGCCAAACACAAAUUAAGCAGGACACAGUGUGGGAUAUUGAAGAGGUGCCGAGGCCUGAGGGGAAAUCUGACAAAGGAACUGAGGGGUGGGAGAGCGCUGCCACACAGACCAAGAACUCAGGGGGCUGGGGAGAUGCACCCAGCCAAAGCAAUCAAAUGAAGUCUGGAUGGGGGGAGCUCUCAACCUCUACAGAGUGGAAAGACCCCAAGAACACAGGCGGCUGGAAUGACUUUAAGAACAAUAAUUCUUCCAACUGGGGAGGAGGACGACCAGAUGAAAAGACCUCCUCUUCUUGGAAUGAGAAUUCCAGCAAGGAUCAGGGGUGGGGAGGUGGACGCCAGCCCAACCAGGGAUGGACUUCUGGAAAGAAUGGUUGGGGAGAGGAAGUUGAUCAAGCAAAAAACAGCAAUUGGGAAAGUUCUGCAAGUAAACCUGUGUCUGGGUGGGGUGAAGGAGGGCAGAAUGAAAUCGGAACUUGGGGGAACGGUGGCAAUGCAAGCCUAGCUUCAAAAGGCGGGUGGGAAGAUUGCAAAAGAUCUCCAGCAUGGACUGAGACAGGCAGACAGCCCAGUUCCUGGAGUAAACAGCACCAACCGCAGCCACAGCAGCCACCACCGCCACCACCACCACCACCACAACCAGAGGCCUCUGGUUCUUGGGGAGGCCCACCCCCUCCACCCCCAGGCAAUGCACGAACUUCCAGUUCCAACUGGAGCAGCGGGCCGCAGCCAGUAACCCCUAAAGAUGAGGAACCCAGUGGUUGGGAAGAGCCAUCCCCACAGUCAAUUAGUCGGAAAAUGGACAUCGAUGAUGGCACUUCAGCAUGGGGAGACCCUAGCAGUUAUAACUACAAGAAUGUGAAUUUGUGGGAUAAGAAUUCCCAAGGGGGCCCAGCACCUCGAGAACCAAACCUGCCUACCCCGAUGACCGGUAAAUCAGCAUCAGUCUGGAGCAAAAGCACACCACCUGCUCCAGAUAAUGGUACUUCAGCUUGGGGCGAGCCAAACGAAAGCAGUCCUGGGUGGGGCGAGAUGGAUGACACAGGAGCAUCGACCACAGGCUGGGGGAAUGCCGCCUCCAGUGCUCCAAGUGCCAUGAAACCCAAUUCCAAAUCUAUGCAAGACGGCUGGGGGGAGAGUGAUGGGCCAGUCACAGGAGCUCGCCAUCCCAGCUGGGAAGAGGAGGAGGAUGGAGGAGUCUGGAAUACCACCGGCUCUCAGGGAAGUGCUUCCUCCCACAACUCAGCAAGCUGGGGACAAGGAGGAAAGAAACAAAUGAAGUGUUCACUGAAAGGAGGAAACAAUGAUUCAUGGAUGAAUCCUCUUGCCAAACAGUUUUCAAAUAUAGGAUUGCUGAGUCAAACUGAAGAUAAUCCAAGCAGCAAAAUGGAUUUGUCUGUAGAUAAAAAAUUUGAUGUGGACAAGCGAUCAAUGAAUCUCGGGGAUUUUAAUGAUAUCAUGAGGAAGGAUCGAUCUGGGUUCCGUCCACCUAAUUCCAAAGACAUGGGAACCACAGAUAGUGGGCCUUAUUUUGAGAAGCUGACUUUGCCUUUCUCCAAUCAAGAUGGGUGCCUUGGGGAUGAGGCUCCCUGCUCUCCCUUCUCCCCUUCUCCCAGCUACAAGCUGUCUCCCUCUGGUUCCACACUACCCAACGUCAGCCUUGGAGCAAUCGGCACAGGGCUCAACCCCCAAAACUUCGCUGCUAGACAAGGUGGCAAUCAUGGUUUGUUUGGAAAUAGCACAGCACAAUCGAGAGGUAUGCACACACCUGUGCAGCCACUAAAUUCUUCUCCUAAUCUCCGGGCGCAAGUGCCUCCCCAGUUUAUUUCCCCCCAGGUUUCUGCCUCAAUGCUAAAGCAGUUUCCCAACAGUGGCCUGAACCCAGGUCUUUUCAAUGUGGGGCCCCAGUUGUCUCCUCAACAGAUUGCCAUGCUGAGCCAGCUUCCACAAAUUCCCCAGUUUCAGUUGGCGUGUCAGCUCCUCCUGCAGCAGCAGCAGCAGCAGCAGCUGCUCCAGAACCAGAGGAAACUGUCCCAGGCGGUGCGGCAGCAGCAGGAGCAGCAGCUGGCUCGCAUGGUGAGCGCCCUCCAGCAGCAGAGGCAGCCCAGCAUGAAGCACUCGCCGUCGCAUCCUGUGGGGCCCAAGCCGCACCUGGACAGCAUGGUGCCCAGCGCGCUGAAUGUGGGGCUCCCAGACCUCCAGACCAAAGGGCCAGUGCCUGGAUACGCUUCUGGCUUCAGCGCUGGCGGCAUGGACUAUGGCAUGGUUGGUGGGAAGGAGGCAGGAACUGAGUCUCGCUUUAAACAGUGGACCUCCAUGAUGGAGGGACUGCCCUCUGUAGCCACACAGGAAGCCAAUAUGCACAAAAAUGGCGCUAUAGUGGCCCCUGGUAAGACCCGAGGAGGUUCACCGUACAACCAGUUUGAUAUCAUCCCGGGUGACGCACUGGGUGGCCAUACGGGUCCUGCUGGUGAUAGCUGGUUACCUGCCAAAUCUCCACCAACAAAUAAAAUUGGAAAUAAAUCCAGCAAUGCCAGCUGGCCUCCAGAAUUCCAACCAGGAGUGCCAUGGAAAGGUAUCCAAAACAUUGACCCUGAAUCUGACCCCUAUGUCACCCCAGGAAGUGUGCUGGGGGGUACAGCCACAUCUCCCAUUGUAGAUACUGACCACCAACUUCUGCGGGAUAACACCACAGGGUCUAAUUCUUCCCUCAACACCUCGCUGCCUUCACCUGGUGCCUGGCCCUACAGUGCCUCUGACAACUCCUUUACCAACGUUCAUAGCACUUCAGCAAAGUUCCCUGAUUACAAAUCAACAUGGUCCCCAGAUCCCAUAGGACACAACCCCACUCAUCUCUCCAACAAGAUGUGGAAAAACCAUAUUUCCUCAAGGAACACUACACCGCUUCCCCGCCCACCUCCUGGUCUGACCAACCCCAAACCAUCAUCUCCCUGGAGCAGCACAGCACCCCGAUCAGUCAGGGGGUGGGGGACACAGGACUCACGGCUUGCCUCGGCCUCUACCUGGAGUGAUGGUGGUUCAGUUCGUCCUAGUUACUGGCUGGUUCUUCACAAUCUCACUCCGCAGAUUGAUGGGUCAACCUUAAGAACCAUCUGCAUGCAGCAUGGCCCACUGCUGACAUUCCAUCUGAACCUAACCCAGGGCACUGCCCUGAUCCGAUACAGCACCAAACAGGAGGCAGCCAAGGCCCAAACUGCACUUCACAUGUGUGUGUUGGGAAACACUACCAUCCUGGCUGAGUUUGCCACCGAUGAUGAAGUUAGCCGCUUUCUGGCACAAGCUCAGCCCCCUACACCUGCAGCCACCCCGAGUGCACCCGCAGCAGGUUGGCAAUCGCUGGAGACCAGCCAGACCCAGUCAGAUCCUGUGGGACCUGCCCUGAAUCUUUUCGGUGGGUCCACGGGGCUCGGGCAGUGGAGCAGCAGUGCUGGCGGCAGCAGUGGGGCCGAUCUUGCUGGCGCUUCGUUGUGGGGGCCCCCAAACUAUUCUUCUAGCUUGUGGGGAGUCCCGACUGUGGAAGAUCCCCAUAGGAUGGGCAGCCCUGCUCCCUUACUACCUGGUGACCUUCUGGGAGGAGGGUCGGAUUCAAUCUGAACUUAAAACUUUCAACUCUGACCUCGUGACCUUUUUUGGAACAGCAGCAGCACUAACUUGACCUUUUCGUUUUUUUUUUCAACUUGCAAUAAAUACAUUUUUAAAAGGAAAAAAGAAAACGGAGAGAGAAAAAAAGGUGGGUCAUUGACAGACUGUCUGAGCACAUAGUUGCCUCCCUUACAACUUCAGUUUUUUCGUUUGGAAUAUGAAUCCAAAAAGAGAACAUAUCACUCUUGAAAUACUUGAAUCAUGAACGCCAACCUAGAAAGACAAUGUGAAGCAAGUACACAUACCAUUUAAAUUUAAACACAAAAAAAUUAAAAAAAUUAGUUUCUAGUUUUUCACUUUUUUCAUGUUAUAUGGAAGUUGUUGCUAAGAAACAUAUAUACUGAAAAAAAUAGCUUUUUAACUUUGUUUGCACUGGGUGUGUUUCCGUCCUUAGGUCUACCAUGUUUGGGAGGGAAGGGAUUCAAAAGCAUUGUUGGGUGGGGGGAGGGAAGACUUGACGGAGCCUCACUUUAAAAACAAAAACACAAAAAACCUAAAAAAAAAAAAAAAAAGGAAAAAAUUUGUGAUUGGCUGGUUGAUAAAUACCAGUGUGUUCUGGCACAUGUAACUGCCCAGGCAUGCUCGUUCUGGUAUGUGUGUGCACGUGUGUUCGUGUGCAUUCGCGUGCAUCCUUCUCUCUGUCUUUGUGUGUGUGGAUGCCUGUGUCCCCCUCUUCCUCUUCCUGCUGCCCCUUUUUCCCCCCCACCCUCAUUUCUCAGAAAGCUGCCUUGCUGACAGUCUGCAGGCUGGCUGGCCGGCCAUCUGCUUUUAUUAUUAUUUUUUUUAACUCUUGAGAACACACGCAUGGGGAGCCAGUGCUACUGAAGCAGUUCCAACUCCAUUGGGCCGCAUUACAGAGUGCUUUUUAAUGAGUCAAGCAGGGAGCUCCUUUACAUUUGCAAAUUAGCCUGAAUGUGAGUUUUCUCUAGCUUUGAUUUUGACCUAGCUGUAAAGUGGAGCACUGCCAAGUCCAAAAAAUUAGGAGGGCAGGAGGUGUCUUGGAGCAACUGGUGUGUUUAUUUCUGUUUUUUAAAAUAAGUAGCCACUAGGCACAUCUGAAUAUCUGUUAGUUCCAUGCAGGCCUUUUCAUUAGUUUGAAUGGGAACAGACCAUAAGAUAAUUUUUAAUUACGUGAUGUUUCAAAAGCAGAAAACCUGUGUUCCCCCUUUGUUGAGUAAUCAGGUGUGAGAAAUUCAUCAGAAAGUCAGGUAAUGCUGAAUUAAAUAUUUCUAUUGGUUCUCUUUUUCAUUUUAUGAAAACAGAAAAAAAUAAGUUGUGAGCAGCCUCCUGAAAGCAUCCGCAGCUCCUCCCUCUGCUCCUCGCUUGCUGAGCGUUACCUGUGCCAGGCCGUGGCGUGUUACAGCACCAGGCCAUCACUGACAGAAACGUUUACUUAACGAAUGUUCUUAAACCAGUGUGUACUUCAAGCGUUUCCUUUUGUUCCUCUGUGUUGUGUGUUUUCUGUGUAUGUGGUUCUGCUUAGGCAGGUAUAACUUAGCAAAGACUUAAGUAUUGCACCUUUUCUUGGUUUUAACCUCUUUUUUUUUUUUUUCCUUGUAAUGUUGCUUUUUUUAUUUCGGUAUUUAAAGACUUUUUUUUUUUAAGCAUCAAUGUAGUAAUACUCUGGGCCGAAUAGGGGGCAAGUUUUAAUCCACAGUUAUCACCAAUGUGUAUGUACUUAUGUUGGAAUCAAAAUGUAUCAAACUGCUUUUUGUGAAAAGUUCUAGCAGACCCGAAGGGAUACCCCUUUAUACAAAGCAGAUGGUGGGUGGGUGGGCAGGGUGGGGGGGAGGGAAUGUAUGCCGGUAAUGUGCUAGCACUUGUGUGGACAUCCCAGUCUGCAUUAUACUGUUUAACAUAAAGUGCCGACAUUCUGUACCAGCAAAUACCUGCCCAUUCCAACCCUUGGUGGGAGCAGACCUCUGCUGUCCUCCGUAACUUGCUGCUAGUGAGGACAAGGGAGUUUUUCUUUCUUUAGCAUCUUCAGUGAAGGAUACAACAAUGCCUAAUGUAUUUGACUCUUAACUUGUGUCUGUGUGUAGGUGGGUGGGUGUGUAUAGGAAAAGGCAAAACAAAUUAUUUGCAUUUAAGUGGUUUGUGAGACAAAGAAUGAGAAUUCUGUAGUCCUCUUGGCUUAUCCUGUUGAUUAUAAACCUAGCCUCAAAAGAGAUUGACAUGUAAUUCAAGUGAGCGUUUGCUCAUAUAAGUCUUUUUGAACCCUUUGUGGGUAGGUGGUCAAACUUGAGUUUCCAGCGUUGGUUUGGUCCCAUUGGAUGCCUUGUAGAAAACUAACUGUGCCCUGCUCCUGCUGUCCGGUUUUCAUCACCACCAUGCCCCUUCCACCUCUGCCCAAGUACCAAACAUCUCCUUCCAGCCCCUACUGACUGCUCUCUGUGUGGAGCAACACCCUGUCAUGUGUGGUGACCUCCAGGUGAAGAGCAGCUGUGUUCGGACAUCUCGAGAAGGCUAAAUGUUAGAGUCCCCAGGCCAGGAACAUGUCCCAUGGCUCCUGUGAGCCAGUGGUGACCCUGUCCACUGCCACUCUUAGUUCCCUGCCGUGUCCUGUCCCUCCCUCCUCCCCUCCUGCCCUUCAGUUCCUCAGCCUGCACUAUGGGUUAGUUGAGUUCCUUAGGAUACUACGGUGAAAGCCGGGUGCUAGAGCCCCUCUUGUUUACAAGACAUAAUGAGGGAUUUGAAAUAUGUAAAAAUAAACAUGAGAAGCUAAAAUGUUCUUCCAUCAUAAGCUUAAAGGGAAAAAAUUAAAAACAAAAAAAAGACCAAAAAGUGCGUAUAUAUAUACACACAUAUAUAUAUACAUAUAAAUAUAUAUUUUAGAUGAAGACUAACUCUGGGAGCAUUUAACAGUGUUGUUUUGUUUUGUUUUUAACAUUUAUUUUCCUGCUUUAAAAUUUGCAAGCAUUCUCAGGAAUUCUAGGGUAGGAAGCCAGUUUUUUGAAGAUGGUUUAUUUAACCGUAUCUUAUCCUAGAUAGACGGCUGUUUCUUUCCUGUUGAUAAACUUUUACAAGUUCCUGAAACUUCAAAAAGUUUAGACAAUUUUUACUUAAAAAAAUGUAAAAAGAAAAGUCUCCAAACAUUGUCAUACUGGGGAUCAUACAUUUUAAAACACAUAGAAAUAUUUUUUAAGAAUUAUCAAUUUAGCAGCAACAGGUAAAUUCAUUAUCUUAAAAAAUAUGGGAGAAGGAUUAAGUUUUAUAAGAGCUCUCUUGUGGACUCAUUUGAAUUGUGUGUAAUUUAAUGGGAGAAUAUUUGAUGUAUAUACAUAGGAAUGCCACCACUUCCUUUCUAUUUAAGACUGAACUGAAAUCUCCCCUAAUAAUUUUUAUUUUUCUUAAAGGGAACCCUUCUCCCUGCCCCUUCAACCCCAGCAACAAAAGAAAGGAAAAAAGAAAGAAACAACAGCUUAAAGGAAAAAAAAAAAGUCACUCUAAUCUGUAAAAUAGUACGGUUGGAUUGCUGAGAAUCUAUGUAAAGAGUUAGGAAAUAUAGGUUAAUUUUUGGAACAAAUUUUAAAUAUAGGCAUUACUAGAGGAAAAAUAUCUAUGGACUAUUCUGUUAAUGAAUGUCUGUCUUACCUCCUUUUGUUAUUGGAGGAGGAGAAAAUAAUAGAAGAAUCUAAUAAGGAACAAGUGAUUUUACUUUUUUAGCUCCCAGCUACUGUUGUGCUCAUUUUAAUUGCUGUUUUGAAGAUCUGCUGCUUAAUUAUCCCUAUCCCUCCCCCGGAGAUACGGAAUAUUUCCUUUCGGUUUUUGGUGAUGUCAAAUUCUCCUUUUGUAUUCCCUCCUGGGGCCAGGGGUCAGGUUCCCAAGCAUGACCACAGCUUCUUUUCAACAUCUAAGCUUCCCAGUGGGAAAGAAACUCCAGCUCAACAGGUAAAGGGAGUGGGUGGAGUUGCUGCCUGCAAUUUCUCUAAAACCGCUUUAGUGCCUUCAUACAUACACCCAGACAUCCUGAGCAAGAACAUGUGUGUAUGUGCAUGUGGUCCAGUUACUCCACGGACAUUAACAUACUUGCCUGUUAAGGAAAUUGGAGUGGUUCUGGACAGGUCCCAAAGGCAGUGGGCUAAAUUUAAAAUAAAUAAACAGAAAUCAAGGAAGUUAAAUAUGCUUUUGUCUUGAUAAUGUGGAACACCUAGUCCCUUCCUUGUGGCAUUGUCCUCUUUUGCUGUGCAUUGAGCUCUCCAGGCCUGACAUUGCGGCAGCUGCAGUGAUUUGGAAAGACCCUGUGUAUUGAGCCCGUGGAAAGGGGUUCCUGCUUUUCUGCCCUUGUCCCUUGUGUCUCCUCCCUUUCUCCCCAGCAUCCCUUUUUUGUCAGCUUGCUGGAAGCUUUGCUUUAUUGGUUGGCAGUGACCUAAGAACAGGAUACAGCGUGAUGUAAUGGAAGAGAAAAGCUCUUUUUCUUUCCUUGGUAUUUGGCAAAAGAUAGAUCUGCUGAGAGUCUAGGUGGCUUCAUUACACUCAGAAAAUUCAGUGGGAUUGUAUUUUCUUCCACCACAUUCUGACAUGUGUACUGAGGCUUGCUGGUCACCUUUCAUUACAUGGGCUUGUUUUAUAAACAUUUUGAUCAUGUAAAUUUGAGCUUUCCAAAUUUUACUGAUAUCCUUUUUUAAACACUUGAUUACUAGUGACUAAAGGUGUCCAUUUCAGACAUCACAAACUUGGUUUCUGUCUACCACAUGAGUAGCCAAAAGAAAAGAACACAUGGAGGGAAGGGAUGUCUUCCAUCAGACGGGACCUCUGCUGGCAACUGAGAUCUAGUGCCAUGACCUAAUUCUAGGUGUUUGAAAAAAAAAAAGUCAAAGCUCAGAUCUCCAAGACACUGUGAAGAAAUGGAUGGCCUGUGUGGCAUCACUGAUCCCUCACUCCCUAGGCCUUGAUGGUUUUAAUUUACAAUAUUCACAGAAGUUGACUUAGCAGUGCUAUAAUUAAGGUUCCAAACCAAAUUCUCUCUCAUCAGUGUCCCCUAGUGGAUCAACAUUAUCCAUUUUGCCAUUCAGGUAGUUUUAUUUAUAGCAGCUUGACUUCCUCUUACUGUGACUCCUGUUCUAAGAACUUUCCCACCUCUUCUGACAUGAAUGUAGCAUAAGCUAGCAAUUGAUUCUUCCAUGUUCCUGUGGGUUCAGUGUGGUAUAUAAGAUAUGCAAAAGAAAGAAAAAGAAAGGAAAUUCCUGCAUAAGAACUUGGAAGAGCUUUUAUGAAUAUGUCUAGCAGAAACUAAAAUUUCCUGGGCUAUUAACUUGCUGCAAAUAUUCACUCUCACUUUGGCCGCCUUUUUGGGGGAGGGGGUAGUUUUUGUAGGGUUAACAGCCAGAUUCCAUACUGACCUCAGAUGCUGUGUACUUUUUAAGAUUAUUUUAUAUUCUGCCAUCUUGACUCUUAAACAGAACGAAGAUGUCUGUGUGCUAAGCGAAACAUUUAAGCCAAGCCUGUUUUCCUCUACAGUGUAAAUAGGAUGUCUUCAGCAGACUUGGCUGCAAUAGCCAUCUCUUAAGAUGAGGGAACAAUUGAGUCUUUAUGUAGAAAAAGUCUGCCUCUGCCCCAUCCUCAGAGUUCAAAUUCAACAAGUAACACUUUGUAGGUUAUUGUUUGGGGUUGGAUUUUUCCUUUUGUGUGAAUUAUCUAUAGGGUCUUUAGGAGUAGAGAGAGAUUUUUUGCUGGUUAAAAAAAAAACGGUUUUCUUCUCCAGUGUUUUUGCCAAGUUUUGUGACAAACUUCAUGUCUAUGCAUAAACUGCACUUCGUAGUGUUUCUGAGAAAAGAAUCUUAAUCUUGAACUGUUCUGCGUCUUGUGAGUGUACAGCUAAGGCUGCGUGUGAUAGUGCCGAUGAAGAUGUUCUCACCUGGGGAGGGGUCCAGUGAAUUGUCAGUCAGACCUCAGCAGUCAUUCAGAAAGUAGGGUGCCCUCACCCUCUGCUGCAUGCUAUGCCACACCCCAUCUGCUUUCUUGUCUGCUAUUACGGUGUAUCCACACACACUAAAACAGACAAAUGGAAAUCUUGUUGUCAAGGACAUUGUCAGUCCGUGAAAAACAUAGACUACUGUCUGUAUUUCCAGAGUUAGUGCACACUCUGAAUAAGGUCUGUACAUCGGGCAGUGCCAGAGGUGUAUUUCCCAAGAUGGUCCUCAUUUGUUCAUGAUGGUGGUGGUUCUCUUGACCUUAAAUUUGACAAAGGAAGUGUUGGCAUCACAUUCUUUAGAUUCAAAAUAAUUACCAACUUCAAGAAUCUGUGAACACAGUAAUAACUUAAUAAAAAUUGAACAUUGACCAUCCCUACCCUGCCUGCAAUGCCACCCCACAUGUCUGCACCACCAAAGAAAAGAGGCCAUGAACAUCUACAGGACAGUGACGGAAAUACCGGUCAGGAAACAGCUACUCCAUGGCUGGGCAUCCGUGCUCUCCUCAUGUGUGCAAUCACUCAGACUAGAUCUGGAGUAGUUACCAAGUAUUCUAACAUUUGAGUGGUUUCUAAACUGUCAAUCUCCCUUGUGGUAAUCUCUUACUACCACCAAAAAGAAAAAAAAAAAAAGUGACCAAAACUGCCAGUGUUUGCCUAAGAAUUUAGGUAGUUCCCUCUUGAGUUCGCUAUACACCUAAAUUUGUUUUUAAAGAGAUGCCAUGCCCACCAGAAAAAAAUGUUACUACACUGAGUGAAGAGUCUCUGCAAAACUCAGUCAUCGGGUCUUCGUUGUGACAAACACUUGUUCUGGGAGGGAAAAGGUCAGGCAAAGGCAAGAAGUGUUGAAGUGGCGUUUCCCCAGAGCACUUCGUGCCUCAGUUUAGUUUUCAAACUAUAAACCAUUGCUUUGGAAGUAACUUCCCUCUUGUAAUUGGCCCAUUUCAAGCCAGUACUGUUAAGCUGGGAGCUCUUCGCUCUUCCUGGUGAGCAGCUAAAGAAAAAUUAUGAAGGGAGUGAACAGACUGCAGCAGUUGAGACAGAGUGCUUUUUUCUUUUUUUUUUUUCACUUUUCCUGCUUGCUUUGCUAGACCUCUUUCCGAAGCUGGCACUCUUUCUGAGAGCUGAAGGGUGUGCAGUCUCAGAGGGCUGGGUUGUAAGGGGCCACUGGCGGUGAGAUGGAGCAGCCUGGCAGCAGGGCUCUCCUUACAGUGGAGUGCUAUAGAGGAAGGUAGUAUACCCUAAAUGUGAUCGCCAAAAGUGGAAAGGGGGGGGUCUUUCUACAAAAUGAAGCAAAAAUUUUUGGAACCCUUUAAGAAGUUAUAUACCUUUUAAAGGUAGUAGAGUUUUUCACCAAGUGAUGCAUUCAGCAUGACACUUCUUGCCAGAAAUUUUGAGUUAGAAUAAAUGUGUUUAAAACACCACCCCAACCCCCCCCUUUUAAAUUUUUGUCCAAGAAAUUAUUUAAAUGUAGUAUUUCUGAACGUGCCUUUGUGAGUACAGAGACCGUCUGCCUGUUGUAGGAAGAAGCUGUCCAUUAGGAUGAAGCAGAAAGAUGGUCAGCUUAGUCUCUAGGGAAGUUGGAGUUCCUCCUGGCAGUCCCCAGGGGCGGCUGUUGAGUGUUUAUUAGCAUCAAUAUUGCACAAUGUAGAGUCGUGUGGGAGAGGUUCUGGGACUUGGGACAGGGGCUAAUGAGGUGAUGGUGCACAGAUGACAAACCCAGAUUAGUCUGCGAGUGCAGGUUGAAUUUAUCUGCAUUACCUAGUUUUCUUCGUGUGUGAUUGUGUGAUGUGUGCAUGUGGCAGUGGCUGUUUUAUUUUUUGUUUUCUGAAAGCACUGGAGAACUGAAAUAUGGCGAUGUUUGUGACACAUUCAUGCAUGUCAAGAAGGUGUUUUCUAGCUUCUGCGUACAGAGCGGGCAGCGCAUUUCCACCCUGAGUCUGUGUCCUGAGAAGGCAAUUAUUUACCCAAAUGGAAGUCACAUAAUAUUGCUGUUUAUGAGAACAGGGUAUUACACACAAGGAAAAAGCUUCUGAAAGGAUAAGAUUGAAAUGUUUGAGAAAGAAAAGAGAAAAAUCUGAAAUCAUAUUUUAUUUCUUCAGAACAAUUAUCGUUAAACAUAGAAAUCUGCAGUGUCUCUUCAUUUGUUUUUAUGUUUGUUUUAAACGAUUCCACCUCUUCUCCCGACUCCCUAUCUUCUAAAGAAAUAGCAAGUGAAUGCUAAGGGCCAUUUCCAUAAUUCCUCAGAACUCUCCCCAAAGAGGAAAAUCCCUCCUGCCAGAUUCCUCCAGCUUCAUUCAGGAAGACAAAGGGAGGAGAGACGAUGCAGCUCCCGGCUCCACUCUCAUUCCUCUCGAAUGGCCUUGAACUGUAUUAUUAUGCAAAUGUGAAUUUUGAUACUGAAUUUAAGAAGAGGUUGUUGGAUUUUUUCUUUUCCAAAAAAAAAAAAAGGUCCCAUAUGUGUGGUCAUCAUUGCUUCUUUAUUUUGUAACGUGAAUUGUUAACUAUGCAUUCUGCAAAAGGGGGGAGGAGAGGGCAGAGAGGGGAAGGAAGUAGCUUUGCAUCCUUGUUUUAUGGUUUCUGUGUCCAUGGUAUCCCCAUGUCCUGGCCGGGAAGGGGAGUGAGAGCAGGCGGCUCAAGGCUGGCACAGUGAGCUGGACAGAGACGCCUGGGUCCCCCUAUCAGUUGCUGUGGCUGGCAGGCCUGAUGGCCGGCAAAUCGUGGGCAUCUGCAGUUCCUGUCAACCAGUGUGGCACAGGGUUCCCCAUCCCAGCCGAGCAGUGUUAACCCAGUGCAACAGUGGAGCCCAAAGGCCCCAGCACUCUCUGAAUAAAAUGUACUCAUCCUUUCCUGAAUUCAGAACCCUCUCAAGCUCAGGAAACCAUGCCUCACUUGUGCUGACCUUAAAGUUAACUCUACAUCAGUUUAGAAAAUUCCUCUUCCUCCUUGCUCCUUUUUUAUUUUUCUUCCUUCUUAAACAUUUUUAAGUGAACUUAAUUUUAAGGAAACCUGGUUGCUCUGUGAGGAAGAGGACUGUUGCUUGGCGGGCAAAAAAAGUAUUCUCUUCCUCUUCCACCAGCCCUCAGGCCAGCGCCAUCUCUCCCAGGCCCCUGCGCUCAUUUGGCUGUAAAUAGCUAGCGCAGUGUGGCAUUUGACACCAGAAAGCCUACCGUCCCUCCUCUUUGUCCUGACGGAAUCUCUUUGUUGAUCUUGCCUGUGGUGAGUCAUGGCACCUGCAUUGCUCUGGUCUUAGGCAUUAUUUUUAACACAUAGUAUCAUAAGCAGAGGUUGUUCUCCCACCUUCAGUGUUUGCACACAGCACAUUUUGUUGUUGAUGUUCGCAGUACUGUAACGAGGAACAGACUUGAUCACAGUCUCCUCGUGCCUGUGCCGGCAGCACAGGCACGAUCUUUUCAGGGUUCCAAUCUCUUAGAUUGCCUUUAGAGAAAAAAAAAAAGAAAUAAUAAGAAAAAAAUAAAAAUAAAAUCCUGACGUUUCAACUGUCUAACACAAAACAAUACCUCGAGGUACAUUUCCCCUGCAGUGUAGACCCUUGAUGCCCCUCUCCUUUUCUGACAUCAGUGGGUUAUCUUUUUAAAAAUAUGAGUGUGUAAAUAGCAGGAUAACUAUCCUUUUUCUUUGCUGUGAAAGUAGCCCUAAAAUACGAUGUUUUCCAUUUUCUUAAGCCAUCAGAAGUUUCAGAUCUUACUCGUGUUUGAGAAAGCGGAACAGGUCAGGGGAGAGGACUUGAUUUGUUGGGCAGCAUUUUCUCCAGUGCCUCGCAUGCACAGUGACAGCAGACGGGUGUCUAAACCCUGUUUGGAAUAGAUGCCUUCUAUUCCAGCUCUGGUUGCAGGGUCGGGAGUGUGAAGUUUCUCUCUUCUAGAAGAUCCAUUUCCUCCAGGGACUCCAGAAUGUUUUGUAGGUGAGACUUUGAGCUCUCAACCUUUCUUAGUUCAAACACACACACACACACACACACAGUAACUGAGUAGCAUUCUGUAGUUCAUAAAGAGAAUUAGUCCCUGACAUUUCACUUUGGCGCUGUAGAAUUCAUAGCGCCUUGCCACUUUGUAAUGCUCUGGAAAUGUAAUAAUUUCUUUCUUAGAAGGAAACUCAUCUGAAACGUGUAGACAACCUCCCUGAAAGGCAUGUGCACCCCCGACGUUCCUCUCUCCGUAAGGCUUGAAGGUGACAUCAGGUAGAGGGAAAUACAUUUAACUAGUGUUGCUUGUAGGGGUCUGUCAGCUACUGCUCGCCUAGAUUUGCCUAUCCGUGAGGCAGGGUCAGAAUGGAUCACUUUGACUGGCUGCUUCUCCACAAACACCCCACCACUGCCUAAAGGUAAACCCCUGUCUGUAGCCCUCUUUAGUUUGAGCUCACUUAUCUUGUAUAGUGACGACUUCCUUUGAAGGGAGGAAGCUUGAUCAUAAAUGUACAUAUACUCACCACCUUCUGAUUUGGGCGCUGUUCGCUUCUGGGUUUUAUUUCUGUUGUUGGUUUGGAGGCUUUUUUCCCUCUGAUCCUUCAUAAUAAGUUCUUCCUGCCCUUAUGUCCCUCUAGGAUGCUCCCAAAGGGCUUUGCUGAUCUCUGCACUUCUUUUCCUGGGACACUCCCCUGCCAACACCCUUUGCACACACCAGUGACCAAAGUGUGUCCAGUGAUCUCACAGAAGACAUCAAAAAUGGUGCAUGCACCGUGAAUGUGCUCACAGAGACACGUGCACAAGAUUCUGCACCCUUGGCCUUAACCUCAGUAUGACUUAAGGUGCAGGAACAUUUUUAACAGGUUUAAAAAAAAAAACUUCUGGGAGGAAAAAAAGGCAGACACAAUAGCUCAACUGUCCCCACUCCUAACUCUCCACUGUUUGCUUACAAUUUCUUCUGUGCCCACCCUACCCCAUCCCUGUUUUGAGUAACCAAAAACAGACGGCAAAGCAACCUGAGGAGAGGUUUCUGGACUAUUUUAUCUUUCUUCAUGUACAUGGAGAUAGAAAUGCUGCUUUGGGUUCCAUAAUCCUAGGGGGAUAUGUUUACAUAGUAAAAUACAUCCUACCAAAUCAGGAAACUGCAUAAUGGAAAUCCCUGCAGUGAGGGUCAGAUCACUGAUGGGGAACAAGGGAAGUGAGGGGCUGGGGGCACGGGGCAGGAGGAGAGACUGAGAAGGUCUGUCUCAGUGACUCGUGGCACAUCACUCCCUCCUCUCCCUCCACUUCUCUCCUUGCCCCCUUUGAACAGAACAUGGAGAGAAGGGCAUCAAUCAGAAAGAGGCUGGAUUUGUAAAAGGCAGCUUUCCAGCUUUGCACAAACAGGUAACAGGAAGGUACAGCGAAAACCCUUUCACCUGAAACACUCAGCAGAAACAAAACCUGUCAACAUGACUAAAAUAGCUGCACGUAAUGAUGCUCUCUGCAAGUUACCUAGAAGUGUUUUGUUUUUCUUAUACUUGAAAUAGCUUUUACAAUAUUAUUUUGGUGGCUUUCUUUUCUCUCUCCCAGUGGGCAAUAGAGAAAGUGGCUGGCAAGAUUUAAGCAGUUGGAGGGGAGAAGAGGGAGGAUAUGGCUUUUUUUUUCUUUAAACAUAGAGGUUUAAUCAAACUCCCGUAUGUUGAAAUUGCUCCUCAUAUUACUGGUUUUACAUGGACACAGAAACUAGGCACUUUAGAGGUGCACUUGCAUGGCAGGCUGGGCCCCCCUUUUCAAUAUUUUAUUUUACUUUUUUAGUAUAGUGGUACUUAAAAUCACUGGUUCACUUAAAAACAAUAAAAUGUUAAACUCUACUAAUGUACAAAUAAGCUGAAAAGUUGCAUUUUAUGUGUAUUUUUUGCCAUAGCAGGUACUGUAUUUCUCAUGCUGGAUUUAAAAAAAAAAAUCAAAAACAAAACAAAAAAAAAAACUAAAGGGUGGUGUUUUAUUGGAUUGUGACAGGUUGAGUAAUAUGGAAUUAAGUCGUCGUCAUUUCAUUAAAACUGAGAGGUGAUGUAAUGCAUAUAUAAGAGUUUUCUGAAGGGUUUUUUUGGGCUUUUAAACAGCUUAUUUUUGUUUUUGUUUAGUUUUUUAUUUUAUUUUAUUUUGGAAAGAUAUGAUUGUAUUAUGUGCAACUCAGUUGCUUACAUUAUAACUACAAAAUAUUUUUGGGUUCCUGGAAAAAAAAAGAAAAAAGACUAAUAAAUGUGUUUGGCUGCUAAGCAUU
Messenger RNA from Manis pentadactyla (Chinese pangolin), 20423 nucleotides. RefSeq names its product trinucleotide repeat containing adaptor 6B (gene TNRC6B). Gene Ontology annotation, molecular function: nucleic acid binding. Gene Ontology annotation, cellular component: P-body; nucleoplasm. The record is from RefSeq and is a predicted model, not a curated record. The coding region runs from base 2790 to 8273 and encodes 1827 amino acids. NCBI's taxonomy places the organism in Eukaryota, Metazoa, Chordata, Mammalia, Pholidota, Manidae. Gene Ontology annotation, biological process: miRNA-mediated post-transcriptional gene silencing; positive regulation of nuclear-transcribed mRNA poly(A) tail shortening. The transcript has 23 exons.